AUGGCAGGGCGUGUUGAGAACAGUGUCGAAUACUUUGAGCCUUACGUACAGUUCACCGAAUUUGUGAGCAAUGGUGAAUGGGACAAGGCAAAGGAGUGCCUUAAACUGAAAGACCUAGAUCUCCAUCGCGCCGUAAGAGCAAUAGAUCCAAGAUACGAUUAUGGACGCACAGCCAUGCACGUAGCAGCCUGGAAAGGGCACGUGAAUAUCGUGAAAGAGUUGAUGAUGUUGAUGACCCACAAAGAUUUGAAAAUGGGAGACGCUAGAGGUAAUACAGCUCUUCAUGUAGCAGCUGGUAAUGGGCAACUACAGACUGUGAAAGAGUUGGUGUUGUUGAUGGGAGAAAAAAUAUACAACGACGGUGACACAGCACUUCACGUAGCAGUCCAAUGGGAGGAGGUGGACGUUGUGAAAGGGCUGGUGUCGUUAAUGAGACAAACAGACUUGAAAAUAAAAAACAACAAUGGUGACACAGCUCUUCACCUAGCAGUCAAGAAGAGAAAUGUGGCUAUGAUGAAAUAUUUAGCGGCGUUGAUUGGAGAAGUGAGAGGCCCUGAUGGUGACACUGCUCUUCACCGAGCAGUCAAGUUGGAGGAUGCAAAAGUUGUGAAAGAGUUGGUGGUAUUGAUGAAAGAGGAAGAUUUGGCAAUAGAAAAUGAUGAAGGUUACACCGCUCUUCACUUGGCAGUAAAGAAGGGUAUUGUACCUGUUGUGAAAGAGUUCAUGACAAAAGAAUUAAAAGAGCGCGAGUUUCAUAGUGAUAUUCAGUUCACUACUUAUGUAACAAAAGGUGAGUGGGAUAAUGCAAAGGAGUAUCUUACAAAACUAGAUGAACCUUGUAACGCAAUAACGAUAGUAGAUCCAAGAGACGGAUAUGGAAACACUGCUCUACAUGUAGCAGCAGCUAGAGAAGGGCACGCACAUAUUGUGAAAGAGUUGAUAUCAUUGCUGAAAGUGAGACAAGAAAUUCAGGAAUGGCAAACUAUAGAAGAUAUCGCAGCUUUUGGUUCUGCUAUAAAUUUAGGGGUCACUGAAGAAGUUGUCAGGAAAAAGGCCAAGAACAUGGUCGAGCAGUACGAUAAAUUGCUUACCAGUAUUUUGGAGGUACAAAAUGCAUAUGGUGCCACAGCCGUUCACAUAGCAGUAGCCAACGGUAAUUUAGAUACUGUGAAAGAGUUGGUGCCAUUAAUGAGAAAAGAAGGUUUAGAGAUACAAGAUGCUUACGGAUUCACAGCUCUUCUCCGUGCAUCCAUUGGUCUGGAACUAAAAGCAGCCAAAGAUGGCUGCAACGCACUUCACCUUGCGGUCGUGAAAGGGCAUAUGAAUAUUGCGAGAGAGGUGAUGCCAUUUAUGAGAAAAGAGGCUUUGGAAGAAAAAGACGGUGCAGAUUUUACGGCUUUAGGUUGUGCGCUAGCUGUACGCAAGGAUGAAGACGUGAUGGAAAUAGCCAAGUACAUGGCUGAAAACAACGACAAAGUAUUUGGCGGCAAAGUGCCUCCUCUUAAUUGGAUUCCAGUUGUCAAGGCUGUCCAUAUGAACAGAUGGCAUUUGUGUCGCUUUCUCUAUCCCCUUACUCCGUUGGAAUAUCUGAUGCCUGUGCACGGGCAAGAUGGCGCGAGUUUGAUCCACAAUUGCUUUAGAGCCAAGGAACUUGGUAAGAGUUUUAAGGAAAAUAGUUUUCAGUUGGAAUAUCUGGUGAUGGUCCCCCCAUAA
Fragaria vesca subsp. vesca is the source of this 1713-nucleotide messenger RNA. RefSeq names its product ankyrin-3-like. Gene Ontology annotation, molecular function: protein binding. Bases 1 to 1713 code for a protein of 570 amino acids. NCBI's taxonomy places the organism in Eukaryota, Viridiplantae, Streptophyta, Magnoliopsida, Rosales, Rosaceae. The transcript is spliced from 3 exons. The record is from RefSeq and is a predicted model, not a curated record.